UCCAUUCUUACAUAGAAGGUCAAAGCAAUUUGAGUGACCAAAGGGAAACAGUGGGAAAUCAAUAUGAGAAGAAGGGUUGUUGUCGUUCAUCAUCUUCCUGCAGUUGUUUUGCUAUUGAGCAUUCUCAGCAUAGUUCAUGGGCACUACGCAGACACACCGUCUACCACUGCUAAUGUGGAGAAUGGCUCACAUGUAUCGGCAUUGUAUGUGUUAGGGGAUUCCUCAGUUGAUUGUGGAGACAACACUCUGUUCUUCCCCCUGCUUCACGGUCGUUUCUCUUUGUACCCAUGUAACGGCUCUGAUGCCACCCUUCUUCCUCAACUUCUUGCUGAGAAGAUUGGAUGGACAUCAAUCCGGCCAUUUUAUGGACAAAAUGGAUCUCUGGAGGAGGUUAUUGAUGGUCUCAAUUUUGGGUCAACACAAGCUACAAUCAUGAACCAGGGAAGCUAUAGCCACCAGUCUCUUAACCAACAACUACGCCAAGUUUCAGAGACCAUGCAGCUGUUGCAACUGCAGCUGGGCGAGGACACUGCUCUCCAAUUUGCAAAAUCCUCCAUCUUUUUCCUCUCCUUUGGCAAAGAAGAUUACAUUGAUCUAUUCCUCAACAACUCUUCCAAACAAAUGUUGCAGAACGGUACCAGAUAUUUUGCUACCAUUUUGGUCAACCAAAUGGCAAAUGCUGCAAGGUAUCUUUAUGAUGCAAAUGCGAGGAAAAUCAUAUUUUUGGGAAUCCUGCCUUUGGGAUGCACGCCUCGCUUGGCCUGGGAGCUGAAUGGUACAUUAGCCAGAGACUAUAAUGGAAAUGGUUGCGUGGAACAUGUCAAUGACUUGGUCUCUGAAUACAAUAGAUUGCUAGAUGAACAAAUAGCCAAACUUAAUACAGAAUUUUCUGAUGCUCAGAUGGUGUUCUGUGAUGUUUACAAUGGAACAAUGGAGAUUAUCAACCAACCAAGGCUUUAUGGUUUUGAAGACGUGAAGAGUGCAUGUUGCGGACUUGGUUUGAAUGGUGCCAUGAUAGGGUGCAUCUCCAUGGACAUGGCCUGUAACCAAGCUUCAACUCGUGUAUGGUGGGAUUUGUUUAACCCUACUCAAGCAGUCAACAAAAUCCUAGCUGAUGCAGCCUGGUCUGGGCAACCAAUACCUGAUCUUUGCCGUCCUAUCACCAUUUAUGAAUUGGUUAACAUGAAAGUCUAGCAUUUCCUGUUGCUCCACCAUCCCUGUAGCUUUCAUGUCAUAAAACUUGCAUUACCUAAAACUCU
Molecule: messenger RNA, 1259 nt
Organism: Cajanus cajan (pigeon pea)
Lineage: Eukaryota; Viridiplantae; Streptophyta; Magnoliopsida; Fabales; Fabaceae
Product: GDSL esterase/lipase At1g71250
Molecular function (GO): hydrolase activity, acting on ester bonds
Source: RefSeq, a predicted model, not a curated record